AUGGCGCCCGGCAGCACGGAUUCGGACUCGGUCGGCGAGGUCGAGAGGGAGAUGGAAAAGGUGACCUCGCUGGCCCAGCUCACCGAGAAAUGGGAUGAUACGAUUCGCUUCUACCUUAACGGCACCAAGGUCGCCGUCGACACUGUCAAUCCAGAAGUGACGCUCCUGGAAUACUUGCGAGGGGUUGGGUUGACUGGAACGAAGCUGGGAUGUGCGGAAGGCGGCUGCGGCGCUUGUACAGUGGUCGUUUCCCACCUCAAUCAAACAACGAAGAAGAUUUAUCAUGCUUCCGUUAAUGCCUGUAUCGCCCCUCUGGUUUCGGUCGACGGUAAACACGUCAUCACAGUUGAGGGAAUUGGAGAUGUGAAGAAACCACACGCCGUCCAGCAACGAAUCGCAGUCGGUAAUGGAAGUCAAUGCGGUUUCUGUACACCCGGAAUUGUCAUGAGCCUUUACGCUCUUCUAAGGAACGACCCGACUCCUUCGGAACAUGAUGUCGAAGAAGCCUUCGACGGUAACCUGUGCCGUUGCACAGGAUAUCGACCAAUUCUCGAUGCUGCUCAGAGCUUCAACUCCCGCAACAACUGUGGCAAGGCCUCCUCUAAUGGAGGCUCUGGGUGCUGUAUGGAGAAAAAUGGCUCUGGUGGCUGCUGCAAAGGUUCUGCGGCCGCUGUCGAGACAGCCGAGGCCGAUGAGCCCAAAUUUCCUGCUCCCGAGUUUAAGAAAUACAGUCCUGAUACCGAGUUGAUCUUCCCGACAGCUCUCAGGAAACAUGACUUUGCGCCCUUGGCCUUUGGCAAUAAGAGGAAGAAGUGGUAUCGUCCUGUGACGGUGGAACAACUGCUACAGAUUAAGAGUAUACACCCCGAGGCUAAACUAAUUGGUGGAAGUACGGAAACGCAGAUCGAGAUUAAAUUCAAGGCCAUGCGAUAUGCUGCGUCUGUAUAUCUUGGCGAUAUCCCCGAGCUGCGACAAUUUAGCUUCCAUGAUGAUUGCCUGGAGAUUGGUGCGAAUGUGUCAUUAACGGAUUUGGAGCACAUUUGUAUGCAGGCAGUCGAAAAAUACGGCCCAACUCGUGGCCAGCCCUUCAAAGCAAUCAAGAAACAGCUUCAAUACUUUGCUGGGCGACAAAUUCGAAAUGUCGCUUCGCCAGCUGGAAAUUUGGCGACUGCCUCUCCAAUUUCCGAUUUGAACCCUGUGCUCGUUGCAACGAACACUAUCCUUGUUGCCAAGUCACUGAAUGGAGAGAAGGAAAUCCCCAUGACCGAGUUCUUCCAGGGAUAUCGUAAAACAGCUCUUGCGCCGGAUGCCAUCAUUGCCAGUCUCCGCAUCCCUGUUGCUCAGGAGAAGGGUGAGCAUAUGCGGGCCUAUAAACAAUCCAAGCGAAAGGAUGAUGACAUUGCUAUUGUUAACUCUGCGCUUCGCGUGUCGCUGUCUGACACCAACGAUGUCAUCAGCUGCAACCUUGUGUUCGGCGGUAUGGCCCCAAUGACUGUCUCUGCAAAGAAUGCGGAGGCCUUCUUGGUUGGUAAGAAAUUUACAAAUCCGGCAACUCUAGAAGGGGUCAUGGCUGCUCUUGAAAAGGACUUCAAUUUGCCUUUCGGCGUUCCUGGUGGCAUGGCAACCUACCGAAAGUCUUUGGCUCUUGGUUUCUUCUACCGAUUUUACCACGAUGUUCUCUUGGGGAUCGAAGUUAAGGCAGAGGAUCUGGAUCCUGAUGUCAUCGCUGAAAUCGAAAGAAGUAUCUCCUCGGGCCAGAAGGAUAAUGAGGCCUCUGUCGCAUAUCAACAAAAAAUUCUUGGCAGGGCUACGCCUCAUGUUGCAGCACUCAAGCAAGCUACUGGCCAGGCUCAAUACACCGAUGACAUUCCUGUACUGCAAAAUGAACUGUUUGCCUGCAUGGUCCUAUCGACCAAGGCACACGCCAAGAUUCUGAGUGUUGACGCGUCAGCAGCAUUAGAUAUCCCUGGUGUUGUUGACUAUGUCGACCACAAAGACCUUCCCAACCCUAAGGCAAACUGGUGGGGAGCUCCCGUUUGCGACGAACUUUUCUUCGCUGUCGAUGAGGUCAACACUGCUGGGCAACCGAUUGGUGUCAUUUUGGCACAGACAGCCAAGAUCGCCGAAGAAGGAAUGAGAGCUGUCAAAGUGGAAUAUGAGGAUCUCCCCGUCAUUCUUAGCAUUGAGGAGGCCAUUGAGGCCGAGUCCUUUUUCGAACACUAUCGCUAUAUAAAGUGUGGCGAUACGGAGGAGGCCUUCAAGAAUGCCGAUCACAUUUUCGAAGGGACAUCCCGUAUGGGUGGCCAAGAACAUUUCUACUUGGAAACGCAGGCGUGUGUUGCCAUCCCCAAGCCUGAGGAUGGCGAAAUGGAAAUUUGGAGUGGUACUCAGAAUCCCACAGAGACCCAAGCCUAUGUGGCCCAGGUCACUGGGGUUGCUCAUAACAAGAUUGUAUCUCGCGUUAAACGCCUUGGUGGUGGAUUUGGCGGCAAAGAGACACGCUCCGUCCAGCUGGCUGGAAUUUGCGCGACCGCUGCCAAGAAGACCGGUCGACCAGUUCGCUGCAUGCUGAAUCGUGACGAAGACAUUCUGACAUCGGGGCAACGCCAUCCAUUCUACUGCAAGUGGAAGGUCGCUGUCAGCAAGGAAGGCAAACUCCUUGCUCUCGAUGCCGAUGUGUAUGCCAAUGGUGGCCAUACGCAAGACUUGUCCGGUGCUGUUGUGGAGCGAAGCUUGUCCCACAUUGAUGGCGUUUACAAGAUUCCAAACGUUUUUGUUCGCGGCAGAAUCUGCAAGACUAACACUGUUUCCAACACGGCAUUCCGUGGCUUUGGAGGCCCCCAGGGUUUAUUCUUCGCAGAGUCCUACAUAUCAGAAAUUGCUGACCAUCUCAAUAUUUCCCCCGAGGAUCUGCGGGCUAUGAACAUGUAUAAGCCCGGUGAAACCACUCAUUUCAACCAGGAGCUGAAAGACUGGUAUGUACCUCUGAUGUAUAACCAAGUACUGGAAGAGAGCAAUUACAUGGAGCGCCGGAAGGCCGUGGAAGAAUAUAACAAGACGCACAAAUGGUCCAAACGUGGUAUGGCUAUUGUACCAACCAAGUUCGGUAUCUCCUUCACAGCCCUGUUCUUGAAUCAGGCCGGUGCUUUGGUACACAUUUACCACGAUGGCAGCGUGCUUGUAGCUCACGGCGGCGUGGAAAUGGGCCAGGGUCUUCACACUAAGAUGACCAUGAUUGCCGCGGAAGCCCUUCAAGUGCCUCAAGAGAACGUGUUUAUUGCUGAAACCGCUACCAACACUGUGGCCAACACAUCUUCCACAGCAGCAUCAGCUAGUUCCGACCUUAAUGGCUACGCCAUUUUCAACGCUUGCGCACAGCUGAACGAGCGUCUUGCUCCCUACCGUGAGAAGAUGCCAAAUGCCACCUUGGGUGAACUCGCACAUAAGGCAUACUUUGACCGAGUCAACCUUUCCGCGCAGGGAUACUACCGCACCCCGGACAUUGGUUACGUGUGGCAUGAGAACAGCGGCCAAAUGUUCUUCUACUUCACACAAGGCAUCACUGCCUCUGAGGUUCAGAUUGAUACCUUGACUGGUGACUGGACACCUCUUCGUUCGGAUAUCAAGAUGGAUGUCGGUCGUACUAUCAACCCAUCCAUUGAUUACGGCCAAAUUGAGGGUGCCUACAUCCAAGGCCAGGGUCUUUUCACCACCGAAGAGAGCCUGUGGCACCGUGCCUCCGGGCAGAUCUUCACUCGCGGGCCGGGUAACUACAAGAUUCCUGGCUUCCGCGAUAUCCCGCAGAUUUUUAACGUCAGCCUGCUCAAGGACGUGGAGUGGGAGAACCUGCGGACCAUCCAGCGCUCUCGUGGCAUCGGCGAGCCGCCCUUGUUUAUGGGCAGUGCGGUUUUCUUCGCCAUCCGCGAUGCUCUCAAGGCUGCGCGGAAACAGUGGGGUGUGACAGACGUUCUCAGCUUGGUCAGUCCUGCCACUCCCGAGCGAAUCCGUGUUAGUUGUGCCGAUCCCAUCGUGGAGCGGGCGCGGGUUCAGCCGAAGGAGGGGGAGAAGAGCUUCUUUGUUGCGAUUUAG
Molecule: messenger RNA, 4089 nt
Organism: Penicillium macrosclerotiorum
Lineage: Eukaryota; Fungi; Ascomycota; Eurotiomycetes; Eurotiales; Aspergillaceae
Product: putative xanthine dehydrogenase HxA
Exons: 4
Coding region: 1-4089 (1362 amino acids)
Molecular function (GO): FAD binding; iron ion binding; 2 iron, 2 sulfur cluster binding
Source: RefSeq, a predicted model, not a curated record